CUGACUUUAAUUUUUCACCGGACAUUGUGACCGACCAAAACAAAAGUUUCGUCGGUCAAAAUUGAAAUAUACCGGACAUGUCCGACUGUCCGACGGACAUUCGCAUUGUCUGAAACCCCUGUGGGUUAAAUAAGCACAUGCCAUGGGGGAUAUGGUACAGGAAUAUUUGAAGAUUGCUGUGGAGGUAGCGAAAAAAGCUGGAAAGAGGGUGAAAACAGAUUUCUACAAGAAUAAAAACAUAGAUGUGAAGGAGAACUUUGCUGAUCUGGUCACAGAGACUGACCAUGCAGUAGAGGAACUGAUCUUUAAUAGGAUACUGGAGAAGUUCCCAGAUCAUAAGUUGAUCGGAGAAGAGACGGUGUCUGCUGGUGGACAUUGUGAGCUGACAGAUGAUCCAACAUGGAUUGUAGAUCCUAUAGAUGGAACCACCAACUUUGUACAUGGAGUUCCACACACAUGCAUUUCCAUUGGCAUGGCAAUAAAUAAGCAGCCAGUAUUGGGUGUAGUGAAUGCCCCUAUCCUUGGAGAGAUGUACACGGCCGUAAAGGGUCAGGGCGCCUUCUGUAACGGCACAAAAAUAUCUGUGUCCACUAUCAGUGAGCUGAAUCGCAGUGUGGUCAUACUUGAAGGGGGAACAUCUAGAGUGCCCGAGAUUCUGAAAACUAAAGUUGGCAACAUCAAGGCUGUUAUAGAAAACUGCCAUGGGAUCCGGUGUUAUGGGUCGGCAGCCAUCAACAUGUGUUACGUGGCCAGGGGUUCGCACGAGGCUUACAUGGAGCACGGGAUACACGUUUGGGACAUCGCGGCUGGUGUGGUGAUCUUGGAGGAGGCUGGUGGUGUAGUCCUUGAUCCUUCAGGGGGAGAACUGGACCUGAUGAACCGACGUGUGUUGGCUGGAUGUAGCAGAACAGUGGCCGAACAGCUCUCCGCUAUCACACAAAAUAUAGACAUGGAGAGGGACUAGGACAUCCUACUGAAAAUAUUGCAAUGUGUCCAGCAUUUCAUGAUUUGAUUGAAUUGACAUGAUGUUGAGCCAUCUUCUUUUGAUCAUUAAUAAUAUUCCUAAUCGUAAAAUCAAUGAUGUGAAAAGCUUUGGACUUGGAUUCAAUAUAUAAUUUUGUUAAACAUACUUGCAGGUGGACAUAAUUCCAGUUUAUCAUCACGUAAAAUUGUGUUCAUUUCAUUAAAUCAAAUUCAUUCUGUCAAAGGUACAGAAUUUUGUCUCUAGUGAUUUCAAUACUUUUACAAAGUAAUCAAAGUGUGAAAAGCCGCAAAAAGUAAUACCCUAAUAUCCUCAUUGCAUUUGUUUUGUGUUGUAUUGUAUAAAUGUUUAUAUAUUUAGAUAAAGAUUUUGAGGAAUUGAUAGAAACCUGUUUAAUGACUUCAAUGAUUUAAUAAAUUGUUUCAAUGAAGGUGUCACUUCAAUCCACGAACGUCUUUGGUAUUUAUUUACUAUUGACUUGUACAUAUUAUUGUUACAUGUUUAUGGAUGAAAAACUACAUGUUUAAAUCCAAAUAAAAUACAUUCUGAUUCUGAUUCUUAAAUUCGAGACUACAAAAAGACCAAUACGAUCUAAUCAAUUAAUACCAGGCUGGCUUUCGAAAGGGUUGUUCUGCUGUUGAUAACAUGUUUGUGUUAAAUUGUAUAAUUGAAUUGUUGCAAAAGCAUAAAAAAAUAUUCUGUUCUUUUAUAG
Molecule: messenger RNA, 1694 nt
Organism: Mya arenaria
Lineage: Eukaryota; Metazoa; Mollusca; Bivalvia; Myida; Myidae
Product: inositol monophosphatase 1-like
Exons: 9
Coding region: 143-964 (273 amino acids)
Biological process (GO): phosphatidylinositol phosphate biosynthetic process; signal transduction; inositol metabolic process
Molecular function (GO): inositol monophosphate 1-phosphatase activity
Source: RefSeq, a predicted model, not a curated record